AACUUUAAUCAUACGAAGCGUGGUAUAGCUGUAGUGGUUGUGAAUGAGAAAUUUGAGGGACACAGUAAAAGAGCUGGAGCUGAACUAGAUAGAGAACUUCUAUCUUAUUGUUUUAGAUCCAUAGGAUUUGAUGUCAGAGUUUUUACCAAUCUGAAUGGUUUUCAAUUAGUAACAGAAAUGGAAAAGAUUGCUUUAGAGAUGACAAGGGAUCCUGAUUUUGAUUGUUUUGUGUUUGCUAUGAGUUCUCAUGUAGAAGAAGAUAUAAUACAUGCUACUGAUGGCUAUAUUCCAACAGAGAGAAUAUUAGAGCUCUUCUCAGAUGAAAACUGUAAAGGUUUAAUUGGAAAACCAAGAUUAUUCUUCCUACAGGCUUGUCGUGGUAAUUUGUUUGAUAUUGGUACUACUGUUAUAGAUGAAGUAGAUUCAGCAAGUGAUAAAAUGGUGAUAACAAGAAUACCAUGUUUUAAAGAUUAUUUAGUAAUGUGUGCUACACCUCCUGGAUUUUAUGCUUUUCGAAGACCAUCUGAGGGUUCAUGGUUUAUAAUUGAAUUAUGUCGUGCCCUCCAAAAAGCUGGCAGCAAUCAACCAAAUAUACUGAAACAUUUACGAUAUGUUUCAAAAUGUGUGGGUCGUAAUUUUGAGUCUAAAUCUGAGCAAUCAUUGUAUAAUGCCAAGAAACAGUCACCAGUAAUAUAUUCUAUGCUUGUUAAAGAUAUCCUUUUUAAU
This is a messenger RNA of Lottia gigantea (owl limpet), 726 nucleotides long. RefSeq lists its product as hypothetical. Gene Ontology annotation, molecular function: cysteine-type endopeptidase activity. Gene Ontology annotation, biological process: proteolysis. The transcript has 5 exons. The annotation marks the transcript as partial. The record is from RefSeq and is a predicted model, not a curated record. Lineage: Eukaryota; Metazoa; Mollusca; Gastropoda; Lottiidae.